UGGUCGGUGUUACAUCACCUUCGUGGUUAAAUAUUUAAUUUGAUCAUCGUUAAUUGGUUGUUUCCUAUUUUACAGGCUUUUAAUCAAUCAACCAACUUUCUUCAUCCUUCUUCACUUUUUAUGUGGACUUUAUAUCAAACAUUCUACUGGUGAGUAGAAAAUAUAUCUUCAUUGCAUCUGUUUCACACUUGUAAACAGAGGACUGUGAUGUCUAAGACAAGAAACUUGUUAAGAAUUUUUAAAGUAUUACCAUGGAGAACGUUGAUCACUUGGACACUUAUAAGACAUCUGCUUUUAGCCAUAUAGAUGCAGUUGAAGAGACAGACAGAGAUGAGAAAGCUGAAGCCAAAAAUAUUCCUGAAUAUCGCUGUGAGAUUUGUCGGAAGACAUUCUCUUCAGAAGAUGAAGUCUUGUCGCACGAAGAAACACACAGAAAAGAAAAACGAUAUCGCUGUGAGAUAUGUGGGAAAUAUUUUGCUUUUGCCAGUAAACUAGUAAUACAUAAUAGAAUGCACACGGGGGAAAAACUAGAAAAAGUGUUUCGCUGUGAAAUUUGCGGGAAAUCUUUUGUCAAUAAUAGCAACUUAAAGAGGCACAAAGUUGUACACACCGGGGAAUCCUUGUUUGACUGUGAAAUAUGUGGGGAGUCAUUUUCUAGUAAUUCUACUUUUGUUAUCCACACUCGCAGUCACACCGGAGAAAAACCCUUCCACUGUGAAAUAUGCUGCAAGUAUUUUGUAUAUAACAGUGUCUUUACCAAACACCAAAUAAUGCACAUCGAAGAAAAAAGUUUCAAAUGCAAAAUAUGUGGUAAAUCUUUCGCUCACGAUUCUCAAUUUAAGAUUCACAAACGUAGCCAUAGUGGCGAAAAACCUUUCCGUUGUGAAAUAUGCAAGCAGUCUUUUAUGACUAACAGUAAUUUAACAAGGCACAAAAUAACACACACUGGAGAAAAGCCAUUUCAUUGUGGAACGUGUGGGAAAUCUUUUAUGACUAACAAUUAUUUAACAAAACAUAAAAUAAUUCAUACUGGAGAAAGACCUUAUCGCUGUGAAACCUGUGGGAAAGCUUUCACACAGAAUUCUAAUCUUAUUGUUCACAAACGUUGUCACUCUGGAGAAAAACGUUAUCGUUGUGAAAUAUGCGGGAAGCGGUUUAUCCAUAAUAGUAAUUUAACGACACAUAGACGAAUACAUUCCGGGGAAAAUCCAUUUCGUUGUGAAACGUGUGGGAAGUCCUUCUAUAAUAAGUCUAAUCUUAUUGCCCAUGUACGUAAUCACACGGGAGAGAAACCUUUCCGUUGUGAAACCUGUGGGAAGUCGUUCAAUAAUAAAUCUCAUCUCGUUUCCCACGGAGCUAGUCACACGGGAGAGAAACGGUGUCGUUGUGAGACAUGUGGUAAAUCUUUUGUAUCUAACAGCUACCUAGCAACACAUGCAAGAGUACACUCUGGAGAGAAACCGUUCCGCUGUGAAGUCUGCGAUAAAUCGUUUAUCACAAAUGGUCUGUUAAAAACUCAUAGAGUACAACACACGGGGGAGAAACCCUUCAGUUGUGAAACGUGUGGGAAGUGUUUUAGCAAUAAUAGUUAUUUAAUAAAACACAGGCGGAUCCACACUGGGGAAAAACCUUAUCACUGUGAGAUAUGUGGGAAGUGCUUCACCCAGGAUUCUAAUCUCGUAGUCCACAAGCGUAGUCACACGGGAGAGAGACCCUAUCGUUGUGGGAUAUGCGAGAAGUCGUUUGCGUCUAAUAGCGAUUUAAGCAGACACAGAUUGAUACAUUCUGGAGAGAAACUGUUUCGUUGUGAAGUGUGUGAGAAAUGUUUCACUAAUAAUUCAAGCCUUCAUCUUCACGUACGCAGUCACACAGGAGAAAAGCCAUUUCGCUGUAAUACAUGUGGGAAAUCUUUCGCUCAGAAUUCCAACCUCGUCGUACACAAAAAGAAACACUUGAUCACAUGACCAACCAGGCUAUCAGAUGUUGUUACACUUCACUAGUCACAAUUCGCUUUGCGUCACUUUAGCUUUUGAAUGAUGCCAACCAUGAUGGCUAGGCGAGCCGACCAACAUUUCUACCCCUGAUUGCAGGGACGACAAGAAAAGAAGUGUUUUUACUCAAGAACGCAAUGUGUCGCCUGGCCUGGGAACUGAAACCAUGAUCUAGCAAUCAUGAAUACAACAGCCUAACCUAUUUCUUUACUACCCACAAGGGGUUAAACACAGAGGGGACAAACAAGGAUAGACAAAUGGAUUAAAUCGAUUAUACCGAC
Messenger RNA from Octopus sinensis (East Asian common octopus), 2272 nucleotides. Its product is annotated as zinc finger protein OZF-like. Gene Ontology annotation, molecular function: DNA-binding transcription activator activity, RNA polymerase II-specific; RNA polymerase II cis-regulatory region sequence-specific DNA binding. NCBI's taxonomy places the organism in Eukaryota, Metazoa, Mollusca, Cephalopoda, Octopoda, Octopodidae. Gene Ontology annotation, biological process: regulation of transcription by RNA polymerase II. The coding region runs from base 252 to 1964 and encodes 570 amino acids. The transcript is spliced from 2 exons. The record is from RefSeq and is a predicted model, not a curated record. Gene Ontology annotation, cellular component: nucleus.